UCACUUAGCCUAAUGUCUUCAAAGUUCAUCCAUGUUGUAAUACGUGUCAGAAUUUCCUCGGUGCGACCAGUCACAGCUCUGCAGAGGUUACUGUGAUUUUGCCCCUGAAGGAUCUGUCCACAACUUAGGAACUCACACAGCUUUUGGCCUGAGCCCCCGUUACCGAGAGAAAGGAGGUUUUUGCCAAAGACUCCAAGGGGAGUGCACUUGAUGCUGGUCGGGACCCAAAGCACCCAGCCCUCCCUGAGACAUUGUGUGAGUCCGCCUGGGCCUCAGACACAGCCCCCACUGCCCCACCCCAGCCAGGGUGGUGCUUGUGUGGGAAGGACUUUAAAUCCAGCUGCCAGACCCCUGGACGGGAGAAGGAGAGACGGCUGGCCACCAUGCACGGCUCCUGCAGUUUCCUGAUGCUUCUGCUGCCGCUGCUGCUACUGCUGGUGGCCACCACAGGCCCCGCUGGAGCCCUCACAGAUGAGGAGAAACGUUUGAUGGUGGAGCUGCACAACCUCUACCGGGCCCAGGUAUCCCCGCCGGCCUCAGACAUGCUGCACAUGAGAUGGGACGAGGAGCUGGCCGCCUUCGCCAAGGCCUACGCACGGCAGUGCGUGUGGGGCCACAACAAGGAGCGCGGGCGGCGCGGCGAGAAUUUGUUCGCCAUCACCGACGAGGGCAUGGACGUGCCACUGGCCAUGGAGGAGUGGCACCACGAGCGUGAGCACUACAACCUCAGCGCCGCCACCUGCAGCCCAGGCCAGAUGUGCGGCCACUACACGCAGGUGGUUUGGGCCAAGACAGAGAGAAUCGGCUGCGGUUCCCACUUCUGUGAGAAGCUCCAGGGUGUUGAGGAGACCAACAUCGAAUUACUGGUGUGCAACUACGAGCCCCCGGGAAACGUGAAGGGGAAACGGCCCUACCAGGAGGGGACUCCGUGCUCCCAAUGUCCCCCUGGCUACCGCUGCAAGAACUCCCUCUGUGAACCCAUCGGAAGCCCGGAAGAUGCUCAGGAUUUGCCUUACCUGGUAACUGAGGCCCCAUCCUUCCGGGCAACUGAAGCCUCAGACUCUAGGAAAAUGGGUACUCCUUCUUCCCUAGCAACGGGGAUUCCGGCUUUCUUGGUAACAGAAGUCUCAGGCUCCCUGGCAACCAAGGCUCUGCCUGCUGUGGAAACCCAGACCCCAACUUCCUUAGCAACGAAUGCUCCGCCCUCCAUGGCAACAGAGGCUCCACCUUCCGUAACAACUGAGGUCCCUUCCAUUUUGGCAGCUCACAGCCUGCCCUACUUGGAUGAGGAGCCAGUUACCUUCCCCAAACCGACCCAUGUUCCUAUCCCAAAAUCAGCAGACAAAGUGACAGACAAAACAAAAGUGCCCUCCAGGAGCCCAGAGAACUCUCUGGACCCCAAGAUGUCCCUGACAGGGGCAAGGGAGCUCCUACCCCAUGCCCAGAAGGAGGCUGAGGCUGAGGCUGAGUUGCCUCCUUCCAGUGAGGUCUUGGCCUCAGUUUUUCCAGCCCAGGACAAGCCAGGUGAGCUGCAGGCCACACUGGACCACACGGGGCACACCUCCUCCAAGUCCCUGCCCAAUUUCCCCAAUACCUCUGCCACCGCUAAUGCCAAGGGUGGGCGUGCCCUGGCUCUGCAGUCGUCCUUGCCAGGUGCAGAGGGCCCUGACAAGCCUAGCAUCGUGUCAGGGCUGAACUCGGGCCCUGGUCAUGUGUGGGGCCCUCUCCUGGGACUACUGCUCCUGCCUCCUCUGGUGUUGGCUGGAAUCUUCUGACGGGGAUACCACUCAAAGGCAAGGCCUGGUGCGGGGGGCCCUGGCCUCAUGCCCACCUGGAUUGUCUUCCUCCAAGUGAGAGGCCACAGCUUCCUGGGCAGGUCCUGCUCUGUGGCCCAGCAGCCCCCCUUCAUCCCAACUUCUGUCCAGAUUCCAGGCCAGCACUCUUGUCCUCCUGGGAGGUGUCUACAGGGCCAGCCCCUGGCACUGCCCCAGGAGUGCCUCGGCUCUGGGUAGGCCCAUCCUUCAGCUGGCUGCAGACUGUUCUGAGUGGUAUUUACAUGUGCCCACUCUCAGGUUGUCCUGUGGCCAUCAGCUUCUCUCCCAGACAGGAUCUCAGGCUUCCCUGGAACCCCCGGGCCCCUCCCAGUCCCCUGGCCUCUUCCUUGAGCCAUCUGAGUCCAGGACUGUUCCCCAGAAGUGCCUCUUGCCUUCUCAGGGUGAAGAGGUCAGCUGUCCUCCUGUCAUCUUCCCCACCCUGUCCCCAGCCCCUAAACAAGAUACUUCUUGGUUAAGGCCCUCUGGAAGGGAAAGGCUUCCGGGGCAUGUGCCUCAUCACACCAUCCUGGAGGCACAAGGCCUGGCUGGCUAUGAGCUCAGGGGGCCACCUGAGGACCGCACACCGGGACCACACCUCAUCUGCCCCUCCCUCCUGAGUCCUGGGGGUGGGAGGAUUUGAGGGAGCUCACUGCCUACCUGGCCUGGGGCUGUCUGCCCACACAGCAUGCGCGCUCUCCCUGAGUGCCUGUGUAGCUGGGGACGGGGAUUGCAAGGGGCAGAUGAAGGACAAGCCCCAUUGGAGUGGGGUUCUCUCUCUGAGUGGGGGAGGCAGGGACGAGAGAAGGAAAGCAACUCCUGACUCUCCAAUAAAAAUCUGUCCAACCUGUGGCAA
Molecule: messenger RNA, 2667 nt
Organism: Symphalangus syndactylus (siamang)
Lineage: Eukaryota; Metazoa; Chordata; Mammalia; Primates; Hylobatidae
Gene: PI16
Product: peptidase inhibitor 16
Cellular component (GO): extracellular region
Source: RefSeq, a predicted model, not a curated record